AUGGCUACCGUACCUUCAAUAAAAGACAACUUCAGUACCUCCGAACUAUUAGUAGCUACUAAUACCGAGCCAUGUCCAAAAAGAAUCGUUGGAUAUUUCACUGAAUGGGAGAAAUCAGAACUUCGAAAAGAGCAACUCCAGAAGCUGACCGAUGUGAUUUAUCUCUUCGUGCCACUUCAAGAAAACGGAACAAUUGAUUCGGAAAAGGAAUGGAGCGAUAGCAGAUUUGGGGAUCUGAAAAACAAGGCACUCUCUCUGAAACCUGCUCUAAAAGUGAUGAUUGGUGUAGGGGGGAAUGGUGUGCGUUUUGAAUUCCGUCAAAUUGUGUCGGAUGAUACGGAAAGAAAAGCGCUCGUAGACUCCAUCACCUCGUUCAUAGUGGAACAUGACUUGGACGGCGUUGACGUCUUCUGGAAAUGGCCCUUCAAACAUACUCGCAUAUCCUACGUCAUAUUCCUACGAGAACUACGAACGCCGCUGGACACACUCAGGUACAAAAUGUACAGACAGGUCCCUUACAUAAUCAGUAUUAUCGCUCCUCGAAUUCAUUCUGAAUUUGACGGAUUCGACUUGGAGGAGAUAAUGCAGAUUGUGGAUUUUGUCAACGUUCUAACCUAUGACUAUUUCUACACCACACACAAAGUGGGUCCACUUUCUCUGUUUUAUGGAGGGCGAGAAGGAAAUGUGGAUCGAACAAUGAAAUAUCUUACUUGUAUGACUGAAAAUCCCAGUAAGCUCAAUCUGGGUGUUGCAUUUUAUGGAACCACGUACAACGUUACUGAUUCACUAUUUGAAAAAAGUUUUGAUAAUUUGUGGAUCUCGAAGGAUUCCAAAACUACCGGACCAUUUGGAACCAGUUGGAGUGAAAUUAGCUCAAAUGAGAAAGCAUUGGCAAAAUGGGAUAAUGCGUCCAGAACUCCGUAUACUUGGGAUGGUCGGAAGUUUUUCACAUUUGAGAAUGAAAGAAGUAUGCGAGAGAAGAUGGAAUAUGCAAAGGAGCAUAAUAUCGGAGGCAUUGUAGUAUGGGUCAUUGAUCAGGACGAUGAUAAGAGUACCUUGCUCAAUGUGGUGUAUUCUGUGUUUAUGGGCACAUUAAGCUGCGAUGACAAUAAAGAAAUUGACAACGUUACUUCUACAGAACUUCCAAUUGCCAGUCUUUCUGAACUAAGGGAAUACAGAACUUCAGAUGAGAAGUCAAUGGCGAAAUGGGAUAACGUCUCGAAAACUCCAUAUAUCUGGCAUGAUCGCAAGUUCUUGGCAUUUGAAAACGAAAAAAGUAUGAGAGAGAAAAUGAAAUAUGCAGAGGAUCAUAAUAUCGGAGGUAUUUUGAUUUGGGGUUUCGAUGAAGACGAUGACAAGCCCAUAUUGCUCAAUGUGGUGUCUUCUGUGGACCUAUGUACAGAAAGUUCGUUGCUGACAUAUAAUUGUGUCAUUGUUUUUCAUUCAUGGUUCCCACCAUGUCUCCAGUCACAAUAUUGA
Messenger RNA from Caenorhabditis briggsae, 1479 nucleotides. Gene Ontology annotation, biological process: carbohydrate metabolic process. The transcript has 5 exons. The record is from RefSeq and is a predicted model, not a curated record. NCBI's taxonomy places the organism in Eukaryota, Metazoa, Nematoda, Chromadorea, Rhabditida, Rhabditidae. Gene Ontology annotation, molecular function: chitin binding. The coding region runs from base 1 to 1479 and encodes 492 amino acids.